Messenger RNA from Helobdella robusta, 516 nucleotides. RefSeq lists its product as hypothetical. NCBI's taxonomy places the organism in Eukaryota, Metazoa, Annelida, Clitellata, Rhynchobdellida, Glossiphoniidae. The record is from RefSeq and is a predicted model, not a curated record. The transcript is spliced from 3 exons. The coding region runs from base 1 to 516 and encodes 171 amino acids.
AUGGGGUUGCGGUGCAAGGCCUUGUGGGUGGUCUGGCUACUGGCACCCCACUCUGUAGUGUGGCGGUGCAAGGCACUAUGGAUGGAACGAUUACUUGUAGACCAAGGGGUUGGAGGAGAUCAGAUGGAAAGGAGAAGGUACAAGGUUUGUGGGGGUAAAGGUGAAAGGUAUAAGUUGUGGUGGAAGGGGGAUGAUGGUACGGGAGGAGUUGGUGUGAUGGUAAGAGAAGAGUUGGUGGCGAAGGUGUUGGAAGUGAGGCGGAAAAGCAAUGGUGUAAUUGUGGUGGUGAUGGUGUUUGAAAAGAUAAUAGUGAGGGUAAUAUCAGGAUAUGCUCCGCAACAAAGUAGGAAGGAAGAGGAGAAGGAUAGGUUUUGUGAUGCUUCUGACGAGAUUGGGCAAGCGGGGUUGGAUGAGUUUGUGGCCAAAGCUCUUAAAAAUUUGCUUUCUGGCAACUCUGAAAGGACAGAUGCAAUUACGGUGCAUGAAACCGUGGCGGAACUCAUUUUCUCAAAUUAG